Messenger RNA from Thamnophis sirtalis, 2308 nucleotides. NCBI's taxonomy places the organism in Eukaryota, Metazoa, Chordata, Lepidosauria, Squamata, Natricidae. The record is from RefSeq and is a predicted model, not a curated record.
CCUUUGAAUGUGCGAACUCAGGACUAACUGAUCUCCUCUUUUCCCCUGCGACCCGCCAGAAAACCGGGGCUCUGCCUGGACGGAAAGGGCGCCUGAUGGAGAGGCAGGGCCGGGGCAGUUCCAAGUUUCAAAAGGCACAGAAACCACAUAAAGAAUGUGUGGGCCGUCAGCCAAUACCAUCUCACCCGAACAGAAAUUCAGGGCAAAGUGGGAAUUGUCGGAUCUUAUAUCGUGUGAUGUAUACCUGGAACCGAGGUGGGAGGUUGAAAGAACUUCGUAUUAGGCACCUGGCAAGGAAAUUUUUUUACCUGUGGAAGCGGAAGGCAUUUGGAAGAGUCCUGCCAUCCAAGGCCAGGGCUUAUUUUGUUCAGAAAACGCUGCAGAAAACCUUUGGAGAGUGGAAGGAGGAAUGGUGGGUUCUUUGCAGAGAAUGGAAGCUUACCGUCAGAGCCGACUGCCGUCACAGGUAUUUUCUCUACCACAAGGUCUUUCAGGCUUGGAGGUCUUACCUGCUCCAGAAACGAGCAAAGAAGCUUGCCUACUAUACUGCAGAGGCCCAUGCAGCCAAGCAGAAAACCCUCUGGAGUUGGCAGCAUUGGCUGAGCUACAUCCAGCUAUGCAGGAUGAAGCAGCGGAUGCACUGGGAGGCACUGCACUUCUGGCAGCAGAGCACCCUGCGGCUCUCUUGGGGACUGUGGCAGAGGCGAUGGCGCCAGAGGCAGGCUUACCGUGGGAUGGAGUCCCAGGCCCUCCAGCAGUGGGCGCACAGCGUGCAACUUUGUGCCUGGCUGCAGUGGAAGGCCCUCGACACACAACUCCAGCAGGAAAGAGCAACGGCCGGCUGGGCAGCGAGGCGCCUGCAGCACUGGACAAUGUGGAAGGGCUUGAAGCCCUGGCUCCAGUACGUGGACCAGAGGAGGGAGAAGCAGCGCAGGAGCAGGCUGGCAUCGCAGCACCAUCAUGCCCAGCUCCUCCGUUGGCACUUCUCAGCCUGGCAGCUGGCGUGGAAGCACAAGAAGCAGUCAGAGCACCUCGCCCAGCAAGUGGCUGGCACAAUUCUGCGAAGGGCAUUUGUCCAGUGGAAGCUCUAUGUGACCUUGUGUGCUGAAGAAGCGGAGCAUUACGGGCUGGCUCAAAGCCACCAUAACCAUCGUCUGCUGAGUUUUGGUUUUCAUGCCUUGCGAAGGAACAUCCAGGAGGCUUCCCUCAAGCAAGUGAGAAGAAAUCUGGCUUGUCAGCAGCACCGGGUCAUGCUCACAUCCAGGUUCUGGGAUUGCUGGACGUCUCGUCUGGAGCAGAAGGAGGAUGAGCAGCACCGUCUCCUGACCCUGGCAGCCGCUUCUCACCACAGGCGGAGGCUGCUGCAGAAGUCUCUGUGGACCUGGAGAGAGGGAGCCUGCGGGGAAAGAUGGUGGAAGUUCCAGUGGGCCAAAGCCGAGCAGCAUCGAGGGGCCGUGGUCUUGUCUGCUGCCUUCCAGGCCUGGGAGCUGUUCAAGGACCACCAGCUCUGGUGGAGGCAGAUGAACGGGGUGGCCGCCGGGUACCACAGGGAGACGUGGACCAGGCGAGUCUUUGUGCAGUGGCUGUUGAGGCAGUGCGAACACCAGGAGGGACGGGCGGCAGAGAAGAUGGCAACGUUGCAUGCUGGACAGCGACUUUUGUCCCAGUUCUGGGGCCAGUGGCACAGGGCCACUCUGGCCUGCCUGGAAGAGCGAGAGGGCGUCUCCUUGGCCAAGGGGCAUCACCGGCAUCGGCUCCUUUGGGCCACUUUGCACCUCUGGAGGGAGAAUGUCUGGGAAAUGAAGAGAGGGCGGGCAAAGGAGGCAGCGGCCUUGCACUUCCGUUCAGAGAAGCUCCUGUGGCAUUCGUGGAGGAAGUGGCGACAGUACCAGAUGCAGAAGUCUGAGAAGUGGAAGAAGAUGGCCCGAGCCGAGGGCCACUACCAGCAGGUCUUGUUGGGCAGAGUCCUGAGGGCUUGGAAGGCCUACCAGACAAGCGUCCAGGGGGUCCUUCACCAGGUGGCCCAGAAGGAGAGGGACUACAGACGGCAGCUGCUGCGGUAAUCCCCCUCUCCCCCCGACUCGGUCUGACAGUGCUGGGCAUUCCCCUUCCUCAGCCGGCUGGGCCCCCCUGUGGUAGUGUGAAGGGGGCCCUGGGUCCAGUCUCCCCGAAGAUCAGGCCGGGCUGGGGGGAGGGGAGAUAAAGCUCCAGGACCUCUCUGCUUCCCAGGCAGGUGCUGCGAUCCUGGAAGGGAAAGACGUCUGAGCUCAGGCAGGAGGCAGAGGCGGCCAGGCUGGCUGGGCAUCUU